AUCAGAUGUUUCCUCAUGGCAGCAACGAAACGGUUGUGCAUGGGUUUCUCCUCGAAUUGGAAAGAUAAUAAUGCUAAGAAUUCAGGAUCUAACAAUUCCAAAAAUGGACAGUUGUGUAAAGUGGAGAGCCUUCUUGACAUUUGUGCUAAAAUUGUGGCUGAAAACAUACCGUUUCAAACGGUAGAACAGAGAUUUGACCGAAUUCCAGAGCCUGUUCAAAGUCGAAUUGUGUUUUGGUCAUUUCCGCGUAACGAACGAGAUAUUUGUAUGUACUCAUCGUUUGCUGUUUGUUCGAAAGAUGGUUUAGAUAACCAGAAACUUCCCUUUCACUUGGGAGUAAAGCUUCUUGAAAACGGUGCUGUUGACAAUGUUUUACAAAUUGGUUUUCAUUUAAGUGGUACAGUUACAGAGCCAGCCAAUCCACUGUUCUCAGGAGAAACAGACAAACUAUAUAAAGUUUCUAUCAGCUUUGAUCGGUGUAAAAUAACUUCAGUAAAAUGUGGUUGUGGAAACAAAGACAUAUUUUGGUGCCAGCAUGUUGUUGCCUUGUCUUUAUACAGAAUACGCCGUGCAGAGAGUGUAGAGCUUCGUGUGCCAAUAUCAGAAACAUUGUUACAAAUGAGCCGAGAACAACUCCAAAAGUUUGCACAGUAUUUAAUAUCAGAACAUCAUACAGAUGUGCUUCCAACUGCUCAAAAUAUUGCUGACAAAAUUUUAUGUGCUAAAUCGGAAAUCAAUCUUCUUCCAGGUGCUCCUGAUCCUACCGCUGGUGCUUCCAUUGAUGAUGAUAAUAGUUGGCAUCUUGAUGAAGAGCAGGUUCAAGAACAAGUCCGUUCUUAUCUGUCACAAGGAGGUUACCUAAAUGUCUCAAAUCAACUCACCUUUAUGUUUGCCAAGGUACGUGAAAUGUUGAGAGCCAGAGAUUCAAAUGGUGCUAGAAUGUUAACAUUAAUAACAGAACAGUUUUUGGCAGACCCAAGGCUUCAGAUGUGGAAAUCUCAAGGUCAACAAAUGACAGACAAAUGCAGACAACUGUGGGAUGAAUUAGGUGCCUUGUGGGUGUGUGUUGUGCUUAACCCAAGUUGUAUACCUUCUGAUAAAGACUACUGGCAACAGUUACUGGAGCAGUGGUCAAUAUCAUCUGUAUGUCCUUUAGAGGACGCUGACAUCAGACCUACUAACGAUGUGCUCAUGUCAAACAUGGGUAUUACUUCUACCUCAAGACCUUUCUCAAACAGACCAAGAACAAUAUUCCAAAGAGCAAUAGAAGCAAGUAAACUAAAAUGGGAUGACAAACACUUAAAGAGAAUAAUAAAAGCUGACACACUUACUAACAGUGGUUUAUUGGAUAUGGAUAUGGUGGAUUAUCAGGGUCAGCCUAUGUGGAAUGAACACUUUCCAACUGCAUGUGCAAGAGUAGAUGCAUUACGUUCUCAUGGUUACCAAAAAGAAUCUCUGCGAUUAGCUGUCAGUAUUGUCAGAACAUUAAAACAACAACAAAAAAUUUAUCAAGAUAUGUACAGACAUCAAAAUGAAGAUCUACCCAGUACUAGUAAAGGUUGCAGAUCCAAGUUGCCAGUUACAAACAACAUUGAAGGAUGGAUUGGCCAUGCUUUAGAUCCAUUAGGAGUAUUAUCUGAAACAUUAACAGAAGUCUCUAUUUCUCAUGAUACCUCUCAUAGAACUGAUGUUGUAGUUUCUAGUCUUUUAUUUAAUGAUGAUGGGAAUAGUUGCCUUCCUCCACGAUAUCAUCAUGUAGCUAUACCAGGCAGUAAUGAUAGAAUGGAGUCUUAUCUUACCCUAGCUGUUGAAGCGGCCCUUAUAUGUUUAGGACAGCAACGACAAAUGCCAUCAGGGUUGUAUACACAGGAAAAAACUCUUAAGCAAGAAGAAAAAGUGAUUACUAAGUUACAGACUAUAGAGAGGGAUCCAAUGAUAGCUGGUGUAUAUCAACAGCAGGCAAGAUUACUCUUAGAAGGUGGAAGUAGUUCAGCAUUGGGUAUUGGUAUACAUCCAGAGACAUACCCUAUGCAUACCUUUGCUAAAUUUAUGUUCAGCUGUUUACUGCCUGUCGAUGAAGAUUUGGCAUAUCAGAUAGGACUGAGAGCAAUGAGGCUUCCGGUGUUGGAAGAUACAGAUGAAACAGACGAUGGCAUGAAUAACAUUGCUUCUUCUACAUCAUUGACACGCUUUCCACGCUGGUUUAUCUUAGCUCAUGUUGAAGGUCAGCAAUGUGACCUUGGAUGUACAUUGUUAGCUGCUGCUAAAGGUAAUAUAAUGCGUCUGAAAACUGUACUAGAAGUUGCACAAAGACAUAUCCACAGUUCUUCACAGUUGUUCAAGCUAGCACAGGAUGUGUUCAAAAUAGCCACACCACCUGAUUCACAGAAACACAUGCCUCUUUUAAAUGCUGCAUUUGAACUUGGGCUUCAGGUGAUGAAAAUGACAUUAAUGACAAUGAACUGGAGACGACGAGAAAUGGUACGAUGGCUAGUAACAUGUGCAACAGAGGUCGGAGUUCAGGCUCUUGUGUCCAUUAUGCAGAACUGGUUUUCGUUAUUCCAGCCAAUAGAGGCAACUGAAAUGGUUGCUACGACAAUCAUGUCUCAUUCUACUAUGCUUCAACUUCAUCUUAAUUAUCACCAACAAGAAGACCUGGCUAGUCAUGCCAGAAAUCUUGCUUUGCAAUGUGCCAAUAAGGACCCUCAAAAUUGUGCUUUGUGUGCACUCACUUUGUGUGAGAAAAACCCAAUAUCAUUUGAGACAGCUUAUCAAAUAGUGAUUGAUGCUGCCACUCAUAUCAUGAACUCCAGUCAGUUAUUCAGGAUAGCUCGGUACAUGGAGUUACGAGGCUAUCCACACAGAGCAUACAAACUGACUUUACUUGCCAUGAAAAAUCUUCACCUAGCUUAUAAUCAAGACACUCAUCCUGCAAUAAAUGACAUUCACUGGGCCUGUGCACUAAGUCAUUCUCUUGGCAAAAAUGAACUUGCCAGUAUGAUCCCUCUCUUAGUAGAUAGUGUCCAGUGUGCAACAGUAUUGUCUGACAUUUUACGAAGGUGUACAUUAACGGCGCCAGGUUUGGGAACAUCGGACGUGAAAAGGAGGACAAUGAAACUGUUGUCGUAUGACAAAAAUCCCUUAAGACAAUUAAUGGAGGCUACUAUUCGGUCAUACAUCAACACUACACAUUACAAAUUGACUCAUAUUAGCCCGAGACAUUAUGGAGAUUUCAUUGACUUUCUUAGUAAAGCCAGAGAGACAUUUUUGUUAGCUCAGGAUGGGCACAUUGAGUUUGCUCAGUUGAUUGAAAACAUGAAACUUGUUUACAAAGGGAAAAAGAAGUUAAUGUACUUGAUAAAAGAAAGAUUUGGCUUAUAAUAAUAAGUAUACUGAUGAGCGGGACCAAGACAGCGGAAUUAUACCUCGAUUUUCUGUGAUCCGGUGACCACGCCCUAGGCAAUCACCUUAGUAAUGUGCUUUAUGUUAGCCUCAUUUUCAAAAUGUCUUUAAGUGCUAAGUUUUCAUAUAAUGAAUAUUUUUAUAUUUAUUUAUUUAUAAAGAAAUGUGAAUUACUGUCGUCUUGGUACAUUUGUCAUAUUAGGCAGAUUACAAAUUUUUGUCUUGUUCUGCUUAACUUGUCAGGUCGUUAAAGAUAUGUUGUAAUGUUUGCAUAUCUUAAUGUUAUACAAACAAUGCAUUGGGGGACUCAUUUGAAAGGUUUCUUGGUGUUCCUAUAAUGAGGAAUCCCAAUGACUUAUUUUGGCAGAAAGAAAAGCUGAGUUGCAAUUUUUGCUGAUCUAUUAUUGCAAUUUUAUACACAUAAUAAUGUAAGACUAAUGUAUUUAUUCUAUUUAUUAUGAGGCUAGCAUAUUUCACUAUAGUUAACAAAAUAGAUGAUAAAAAAGAUCUUAUUUAUUAUAUGUUUAUAAGCCAUUAGAUGUUGCCAAAAUAUCUUUAUAAAAGAGAAAUAUUUUUUAGAGAUUGGCCAUAAUAUUCAAAAUAUGUGUAUUUGUGUCUGUAUGUGUGUUUUGUGUUGUAUAUUUUUGUUACUGAUUGUGGGAAUUUCUAGAAGUUUUUUUUUAUACUUCUGCAUGUAUCUGUUAUGUUACUUGUUUGGGAAUGAUACUUUGUUAACUUUAUUUCAUUGCAGUGAGCAAAAAGGCAUUAUAAAAAAAAUGGGAUAUAAGUAAGCAAGAUCUUUGAAGGUUAAUGCUAAAUAAACUAUAAUUAGAAGAUUUGUGGUAUUUAUAUAUAUUUUUCUGGGUUCUGAAAAUUAAAAAGUAAAGGGUUUAAAAAAUCACAUAUAGUUUAGUUGAUAUGACUUAAGUAUUAUUGUUAAGAAAUUCCCACAUUAUAUAAUUUGAGAAAUGGUGCUAAGAUAUUUAUAUUGAGUUAUCAGAUAAGUUAUGUUUGUUUUACUUGAUUUUAUGCAUUUAUUUCAGGAAAACAAUUGUUGUCAUGUCUCAGAUUAUUGUCUCCCUAGUUUCUACAUUACCUCACACUUCAUUCAUCCAAUCAUUGUGUAGUUUAGGAUUACCUCUUAUUGUCAGCCAAUCAACAGAUAAUUUAGAAUAUCCAAUCACAAUCAUGUUCACAUCUGAAUUUGUACAUUUUGUCAAUACAGAAUUUUACAGUAUAGCCUCAAUCAUCAAAGAUUCAUACACAUUUUCUCAAUUGUGCAGAGAUUUAAAAAUUUAUAUAAUAAGAUGAAGCAUAGUAAGGGCAUUAAUUAAACCAUUUUAAAAGAUAAAAUAUUAAGGAAUAAUAAACUGUAUCCUACACUUUAGAUCAUUACAAUGUAUUUGUUUAACUACUGGUAAGAUUCUAGACCUAGAAAAUAUCUUACCAUUUAAUAUUAGUUCGUUGUUUUCAAAACAUUUAUUUCAAGAGUUAUCUCCCCUCAUUUUACCGAAUUCAAAGUACAAUGUGCAAGUAAUUAUGUUGUCCACACAGUAUGUUGUUUUUUCAGUUUUGUUUGUAAUUUUUGAAUCUCAUCCCAUUGGUCCAACUUCCAAUCAUUUAAAUACAUUCUUGUUUGCAAAUCAUUGAGUUUGAUACACCCCUUGUUUUUAACACAAAAAUCAAAUAUAAUUGUUUUGAGCUUUAAAGUAAAUAGCAGACAAUUAAAAAAGCUAUGCAUGUCAUCAUUUAUCAAAGAUUGAAAGUAUAAGUUUGCAAGCAAAUUAAAACAAAUAUUGACAUAUGACAGAAUGUGAAGUAAUGAUUGAAAUACAUUACUUUGUCAAAGAGAUUUGAUCUGUAUUAAAAUAGUGUGCCUGGUACAAAACUUCAAUCGACAUGGCAGACAAUUUGGAACUUUGUCAAGUGUAUGAAUUCCUUAUUUUAUUGCAUUUUAGGCAAGGCAUUGAAAAGUACAAAAAUUGAAAAAAAUGUGAAACAACUUACAAUAUUUUAAUUUAAUACACUUACUUUGUUUUAUUUCUACACAAUUAUGUCAAAGUUAAAAAGGAACAUUAUAUAAAAGGGUUCGAUUUGUAGCAUUUUGUUGUUCAGGAAAGAUCAUUCCAUUCGUUCAUUAUAUAUGCAAAAAUAAAGCAAUAACAUAAUUGUGCAAUAAUUUACAUAUCAUAUAGCUGGAAUUAUUACUUAAUGUAAUCUGAUUUAUAGGCUUGUCACACGUCCUCUCACAUCUGUAUAUUUUAUGAUUUCUGUGUUGUUUUAUUUGGAAAGGAUGUUCUUUAUGGCAUUAGUUGAUAUAUUGAAUCUCAUUUAUUUACACAUUGAUACCAACAAUCAAAAUUUGUAUUCAAGAUUUAAGAUCAGCUCGAUCAUGAUUUCUUUAAAAAUUGAUUUAAAAGUUAGGGUCUUGGAUAUUAUUUUAUAUGGUUAAAAUAUUUUGUAGAAUACUAUUUUCCAUUUUCAGUAUCUAAUCUUAUAUUGUGGCAAGUAUAUAAAUUUGAUAUAUAUUAAGUUUUUUUUAAAUUUUAGCGGUAUAUGCAAUUUCAUAUUGGUACAAAGUAGUUAGUAUGACUUUUAAAUCAAACUUCUGGCUGUAAAUAACUUUUGUAGUUAUAUUCAGCCUAGAAAAACAACAUUUCCACAGCAUUUCACAAGAUAGCUUUAAUGAAGCACAGGUAGACAAGAAAAAAAUAUUUCGUGAUUUACCUUUUUUUUUCGUUUUGAUUUUUUUUACUAAAAAAAUAUAAAUAAUCUAAUUGCACCUUUUUGGAUGACUUGCAGCUAUUACUUGAAACUUGAAUCCUAUUAUUUUCAAAUUAGAAGAAAUUUUCAAUAGCUAUUGAGAGUACCAGUUAAAUAUUAAGUAAUCGUUUAAUAUCCUACAGUAGGCCUCAAGUUUGUUGUCUUCAUGUGAUUGGUUAGUGCUUUAUUUAUAGUUUAGACAUCUAGUCUUUGAUCAUGUCCUGUACAUUUUCAGUGGCAAUCAGCCAAUAAACAAAUUGUCUAUGGAAACAUUUCUAUUCAGUAAAAAAUUUAUAGAAA
This is a messenger RNA of Mytilus californianus (California mussel), 6465 nucleotides long. Its product is annotated as zinc finger SWIM domain-containing protein 6-like. The transcript is spliced from 16 exons. Gene Ontology annotation, molecular function: zinc ion binding. The coding region runs from base 16 to 3381 and encodes 1121 amino acids. The record is from RefSeq and is a predicted model, not a curated record. Lineage: Eukaryota; Metazoa; Mollusca; Bivalvia; Mytilida; Mytilidae. Gene Ontology annotation, cellular component: Cul2-RING ubiquitin ligase complex.